Molecule: messenger RNA, 3677 nt
Organism: Vombatus ursinus (common wombat)
Lineage: Eukaryota; Metazoa; Chordata; Mammalia; Diprotodontia; Vombatidae
Product: coronin-7-like
Exons: 28
Coding region: 87-2867 (926 amino acids)
Molecular function (GO): protein binding
Source: RefSeq, a predicted model, not a curated record
UCUUGGUUUUCGAGUUGCCGCUGCCGCCGCCUCAGCCUCUGGAGGUGCACCUGAGAGCCGGCUCCGCCGCAGCCUCCUCCCGCGCUAUGAACCGCUUCAAGAUGUCCAAAUUCCGGCACACCGAGGCCCGGCCGCCUCGGAGGGAGGCCUGGAUCAAUGACGUUCGAGCAGGAACAGCUUCGUCCUACGGGAACCACAUCAAGUCAAGCUGUAGCUUAAUUGUGUUUAACAGUGAUCGACCAGGCACCCUGGGCAUUGUGCCCCUGGAAAGUCAGGGCAAGAACAAGAAGAAUGUGGCCUACCUGGGUUGCCAUUCAGAUCUGGUGACUGAUUUUGAUUUCUCUCCAUUUGAUGACCAUCUCCUUGCCACAGGCUCAGCAGACAAAACGGUAAAGCUGUGGCGACUGCCGGCCACCACUGCUGGCCAGGACCUGCCCUCUGCACCUGGGGUGGUGUUGGGCCCUGAGAAGUUCCAGGUGGACGUCCUGAAGUUCCACCCCACUUCAGACACUGUGCUGGUGAGCGCCUCCAACAAGGCUGUGAAAGUCUGGGAUUUAGCCCUGCAGCACACCCUGACUGAGCUGGACACACACAGUGAUCAGGUUCAGAGCGUGGCCUGGAGCUCUGAUGGUAUUCUCCUGGGCACAUCUUGCAAGGACAAGCAGCUACGGAUCUUUGAUCCCAGAACAAAGCCCACUGCGUCCCAGAGCACCCAGGGCCACGAGAACCACAAGGACAGCCGACUGGUGUGGACCAACUCCCAGGAGCAUCUGCUGUCUACUGGAUUAAACCAGAUGCGAGAGCAUGAAGUAAAGCUGUGGGACACUCGCUGCUUCUCCAGCGCCCUCACCUCCUUCACCCUCAACACUUCCCCCGGGUCUCUGAUCCCACUGCUCGAUGCAGACUCUGGGCUCCUAAUCCUAGGUGGAAAGAGUGAGAAUCUGAUAUACUGCUAUGAAGUGUCACUGCAACAGGCCACACUGACCCAAUUGAACCAGUGUGUCCUGGAGACCAAGUGCCGGGGAAUGGCCCUGGUACCUCGUCGGGCACUGGCUGUCCUGGCUUGUGAGGUGCUUCGGGUGCUGCAGCUCAGUGAGAUUGCCAUCAUGCCCAUCAGCUAUGUUGUGCCCCGAAAGUCUGUAGAAUUCCAUGAAGACUUGUUUUCUGAUGCUGUUGGCAGUGUGCCUGCCACCACUGCCCAAGGCUGGUGGGCUGGAGACAACCAGCAGGUGCAGAGGAUUAGUCUGAAUCCAGCCCACCGGCGUCAUACUAGCUUCACUUCCUGCCUGGUGCCCACAGAACUUUCUUCUCCCACUGCCACCCAGCUUCAGGAGGUGCCAAUGAGUGACACAGACCCAAGUGAGGGCAGCUUCUCCUCCCCACCUAGCUCUCUCACCUCACCCUCCACCCCUUCUAGUCUGGGCCGCUCACUCUCUAGCACCAGUGGCAUUGGCACCAGCCCCUCCCAGAGGUCACUGCAGAGCCUCCUGGGCCCUACUUCCAAGUUCCGCCAUGCCCAAGGUACUGUGCUCCAUCGUGAUACUCACAUCACCAAUCUCAAGGGACUCAACCUCACCACACCUGGGGAGAGUGAUGGGUUCUGUGCCAAUCGCCUCCAUGUGGCUGUGCCCCUGCUGAGCACAGGUGGGCAGGUGGCUAUUCUGGAGCUGCGGAAACCUGGCCGCCUGCCUGACACUGCACUGCCCACGCUACAGAAUGGGGUGCCUGUCACUGACCUCACCUGGGAUCCAUUUGACCUGUACCGCCUUGCUGUGGCUGGGGAAGAUGGCCGGAUACGGCUGUGGCGGGUUCCCCCUGAAGGACUGCAAGAAGUUCUGACAACACCUGAGGCCAUACUAACAGGCCAUACAGAGAAGAUCUACUCCCUGCGCUUCCACCCACUAGCAUCUGAUGUGUUGGCCUCAUCUUCCUAUGACCUGAGUGUGCGGAUCUGGGACCUGCAGGCAGGGAUGGAGAAGAUAAGGCUUCAGGGUCAUAGGGAUCAGAUCUUCAGCAUGGCCUGGAGCCCUGAUGGACAACUCCUGGCAACAGUGUGUAAAGAUGGGAGGGUUCGGAUCUUUGAUCCCCGGCGUAGCCCAGAACCUAUCCAGGAGGGUCCUGGCCCUGAGGGAGGUCGAGGAGCUCGCGUGGUCUGGGUGUGUGAUGGCCAGUGUCUGCUGGUAUCUGGUUUUGAUAGCCGGAGUGAGCGCCAGCUUCUCCUGUAUGGGGCAGGAUCAUUGGCAGGAGGCCCUUUGGCUGUACUGGGCCUUGAUGUGGCACCUUCCACCCUACUGCCCAACUAUGAUCCAGAUACUGGUCUUGUCCUUCUCACUGGCAAGGGUGACACACGAGUAUUUGUAUAUGAACUACUCCCGGAGGUCCCCUUCUUCCUGGAGUGCAACAGCUUCACCUCAUCUGACCCCCAUAAGGGCUUUGCUUUCUUACCCAAGACGGAAUGUGAGGUACAACAGGUGGAGUUUGCUAGGGGCCUUCGACUCCGUCAGACUUCCCUAGAACCAGUUGCCUUCCGACUUCCCAGAGUCAAGAAAGAGUUCUUCCAGGAUGAUGUGUACCCAGAGACUGCUGUGUGCUGGGAGCCUGCACUCAGUGCUGCUGCCUGGUUGGGAGGUGCCAAUGGACAGCACCGCCGCCUCAACCUCCAGCCCCCAGGAAUGACCCCAGUGAGUGAGGCCCCCCGAGAAGCUCCUACACGGCGGACCCUGCCCUCAUCUGUCUACCUUGAAGAGAAGUCAGAUGAACAGAAGAAAGAAGAGCUGUUAAGUGCUAUGGUGGCAAAACUGGGUAACCGGGAGGACCCCCUCCCCCAAGAUUCCUUUGAGGGAGUGGACGAGGAUGAAUGGGACUAGUCCACUCUAUCAGCCACACCCACCGCUGCUUAUCCUCUGGAGCUACCUGGCCUGCCCUGAGCCCCAUUCUUGAGCUGCAAGAUGCCUCUCUCUCCAGGCCGUGGUGCUGCUGCUGACCUGUGGAGUGGCUCCAUAGCUGACAUGACCCCAUCUCUUCAUCCCAGGAACCUCUAGACUAAGAUCUUUGGGAUCUUAGUGUUUUCAGCUAGUGGCUGCUCCCAAGCUGAUGUAUCUCCGGAGUAUCCUGGCUCCAGCUUUCUCUGAGGUCUCGUAGGCUGCAGUGGGAACACUCCAAGUGGGGCCUUAAUUGGCCCUAUCCUAUUUCUCUCUCUUGGGACCAAUUUUUCUUUUCUGCUACAUUUUGUGGUCAGAAGCUGAGGAAGGGACAUUGGUUAGCACUGCCCUGGGCCUGCUACCUGGCUGUCCCUACUAUACAUGACACCACUUGCCCUGUAACUAUGUAAGUUACCGCCUUGCUCUUGAGAGCCUUGCCUACUCCUUCCAAAAACAAUAGUCCCUCCUCCAGCUACUCUCCUGUUCUCUGUAGCUUAUGGGUUAAGGCUUACCUUCUGUUUUUUUUCUCUUUCCAUAUUGCCUAGUCAGGAUCCUUAAAGGGGCUGGAUCCCCCUGUAGUCAUCAAUCCUACUAGACCUCCCAUUUGCUUUUUUCCUCCAAACCUGAGACAGUGAGAAAAGAGUAAGAACAGGGCCCAGAGCACUUAAAAAAAAUAAAAAAAAGGAAUGUGAGCCCCACUAAUAAGGGGUUUAUGAAUUUAUCAAUGCCUCAGCCAUUAAAUUUUUCUAAGCAAGA